Messenger RNA from Peromyscus eremicus (cactus mouse), 2023 nucleotides. RefSeq names its product brain enriched myelin associated protein 1 (gene Bcas1). The coding region runs from base 1 to 1902 and encodes 633 amino acids. The record is from RefSeq and is a predicted model, not a curated record. Gene Ontology annotation, biological process: myelination. The transcript is spliced from 12 exons. Lineage: Eukaryota; Metazoa; Chordata; Mammalia; Rodentia; Cricetidae.
AUGGGCAACCAAAUGAGCGUCCCACUAAGAACCGAAGUCCAGGAGAAGGAACCGGAAGCAAACACUUACAAGGUGAUAUCAGACAAUGAGUGUGUUCAGAAUGGGAGCCCAGUGACGGUGUCCACUCACGUGGUUCAACACUAUGAUGAAGUCGAUUUGGGAAUAAGCAUCUCCACGGAUAAUGUGGCUACUUCUUCCCCCAAGACAAUGGAGGCCCAAGCUGUGGCCGAUGCCAGCGGAAAGAAUCUUGGGAAAGAAGCCAAGCCCGAGGCACCAGCUGCUAGAUCGCGUUUUUUCUUGACACUCUCUCGGCCUGUACCAGGACGUCCCGGGGACCAAGGCUCGGAUUCAUCGGCUGCAUCGGGCCGGCUUGAUGUCAGCCCGGGCACAGCGCCUGCGAACAAAGACCCAAGUGAGCACGGGGCACUUCCGGUGGCAGCUGCACCAGGGCCGGCUGCAGAUAAAACCAGACCAGGGUGCACUGAGGCCAAGCAGCAGGCCCUCCCUGCCACCUGCCCACCCGCACCUUCACCACCUGAGUCCCGGGCAGAAGGCCCCUCCAAGCCGAAAGACUUCAGCUUUUUCGACAGAUUGUUUAAACUAGACAGGGGAAGAGAAAGCACACCAGUUGACGGCCAGCCUGAAGAAGCCCAGGGGGUGAGAGACCAAGACCAGGCCGCUGACGCUCCUGCUCUGCCAGGGAAUCCCCAUGGUGUCCCUGCUGGGGAGGACAUAAUUGACAGCGAGGAGAAAGGACAAGAAGUUGACACUCUGAGUUAUUCUGUCCCUGGGGAUCCAGAGGUGCUGGGGACCAAGAAGGAGGACCCCCAGGAGGUAGAUACCACAGAGAGUAGUAACUCCAUCAUGAGCUUCUUCAAGACCCUCGUUUCACCUAACAAAGCUGAAACAAAAAAGGAUCCAGAAGACACGAAGGCGACCAAGGCAGACAAUGUCUGCGACGGACACGCUGGCCAGAAGACGUUGGAGACGCAGGAUAAGAGCAAGAAGAAACGCCUGGACAGCCCCAGGCUAGGACUCACCUUUAGAAAGUUCUUUAGGCAUAAGGAGACUGAAAACUCACCCAGUACUUCAGCCAACCUCAAGUCAGAAAAAGCCAGCUUCACGCCCCAGGAGCCUCAAGGGGCGACCAAGAGUUCGAAAGGCUGCGGCCCACCAAGUCAUGCGCCUCCUGCUGCAGCCAGUGACCCAAGGGAAGGCAGCAAGGAGAAGUCGGGGCCCACCGCACUGCCUCUGGGAAAGCUGUUUUGGAAGAAGUCAGUUAAAGAGGAUUCACUUUCCACAGGUGCAGAGGAGAAUGUGGUGUGUGAGCCACCAGUAGAAACUGUAAGGUUUGAGGAAGUAGAGCCUGCCUUACAAACUGUGGAUCUCAAUGAAGAAGAGGCCCCGCCCGAACCCACAGAUGUAAAAGUUAAAGAAGAAAACAAACCCCGGAGGACCCCUCUGAUGGCGUUUCUCAGACAAAUGUCAGUGAAAGGGGAUGGAGGGAUCACCCGCUCAGAAGAAAGUAAUGGGAAAGACUCCAGUUGCCAAACAUCGAACUCCACGGAGAAGACGCCCUCGCCUCCAGAGCCGGAGCCCGCGCCAACAGCCCAGAAAAGCAAGGAGACCUCCUCGAAGGAGAAGUCGGUGGACAAGAAGUCUGUGGCUGAGACCAACAAGCAGAAGAGCAGCAAACAGGAAGCCAGAGAACCCGCGCAGUGCGUGCAACAGCCCGUGGUGGAGGCAAACUCACUGCAGAGUGGAGACAAGCCCCAAAAGAGGUCGGAGAAGCGGCGACAGUCCCUCGGGGGCUUCCUGAAGGGGCUGGGACCAAAGCGGAUGCUGGAUGCUCAGGUGCAGACGGACCCCGUAUCCAUCGGACCAGUCGGAAAAUCCAAGUAAACAAACCACUCGUUCCCACCAGAUCCUCCUCCACUCCAUCUCCCGUCCAGACUCACUCUGUGUAUAUAUUUGUCUUUCUCCUGGCCAGCCAAUGAAAUUCUGCCUACAACUUCAACCUGAA